Miniopterus natalensis is the source of this 1211-nucleotide messenger RNA. NCBI's taxonomy places the organism in Eukaryota, Metazoa, Chordata, Mammalia, Chiroptera, Miniopteridae. The record is from RefSeq and is a predicted model, not a curated record.
AUGGAUGGCAAAAACGAUGGGUGGAAUCUAAACAUAGGCCGGAUUAUGGUAAAUUUCAGCUCACUGCGGGAAAAUUUUAUGGAGACAAAGAAAAAGAUAAAGGUCUCCAGACCAGUGAAGAUGCCAAGUUUUAUGCCCUCUCAACCAGGUUUAAGCCAUUCAGCAAUGAGAACGAGACCUUGGUGGUUCAGUUUUCAGUAAAACACGAGCAAGGCAUCGAUUGUGGUGGCGGGUACGUGAAACUCUUUCCUGACACCCUGAACCAGGAGGAUAUGCAUUCGGAAUCCGAGUAUUACGUCAUGUUUGGCCCUGACAUCUGUGGCUUUGACAACAACAAAGUACAGGUCAUCCUUCAUUACCAAGGGAAAUACCAUGAGAACGAGAAGACCAUCAAGUGCAGGAUCAACAAAGACACUCACCUAUACACUCUGAUCAUUCGUCCCAAUGCUACUUAUGGGGUUAAAAUUGACAAUAAGCAAGUAGCAGCAGGGAAUCUGGAGGAUGACUGGAACUUCUUGCCUCCCAGAAAGAUAAAAGACCCCUAUGCCCGGAAACCAAGGAAAUGGGAUGAACGUCUGCAAAUAGAGGAUCCUGAAGAUAAGAAACCUGAGGACUGGGAGGACUUUGAGUACAUCCCAGACCCAGACGCCAAGAAGCCAGAUGACUGGGAUGAGGCGAUGGAUGGACAGUGGGAAGGGCCGUUGAUACCAAACCUGAAGUAUAAGGGACAAUGGAAACCUCGAAUCAUUGACAAUCCCAAUUACCAGGGAGAGUGGAUUCAUCCAGAAAUAGACAACCCUAAAUAUAAGCCUGACCCUACCAUUUGUCACUAUUAUAACAUCAGUGUUCUUGGCCUGGACCUUUGGCAGGUGAAAUCAGGCAGCAUCUUUGACAAUUUUCUUCUUACAAAUGAUGAAGAGUUUGCUGAAGAGGUUGGAAAUAAGACCUGGGGACUAAGAAAAGAUGUAGAGAGGCAGUGGAGAGAACUGUUCGAGGAAAUGGAAAAAAGAAAACAGGAAGAAGAAGCCGAGGAGAGAAGGGGAAAGGAGGAGGAAAGGGAAGGUGACAUCUGGGGAAUUGGAGAAGAGGGAAGUGAAGAGGAUUUUGCUGAGGAACCGGGAAAUGACAGGCAGAUGGAGGACGCUGAUGCCGAAAGAGCAUUUCUGGAUAAAAAUAAAGAAGUCCGUGUUGACCAGACGGACGAACUGUAA